AUGUCGUCGUCGUCGUCGUCGAAUUCGGCUAGUCCUUCAUCCUCCGCCUCCUCUUUCGCCGCCUUCCCCGCCGCCACUCGGCCCGCCGCCACUUUCAGGCCUCAUGCGAGCUCGGAAAUUUUACAAGUUACGGAGGCUGGCCCUUCAGGCGAUCAACGCUCCGAGAGAAGGCGGUCCACCAUGACUGGGUCGGAUCGGAAGAGAAGGAUAGCCAGUUUGGAGGGGGAUGUGUGGCCCCGUGGCUCCCGAUCUCAGUCGUGGACGUCAGAAGCUGGCCCGAGUAGCCAAGCACGCACGAUGGAUAGCAGGUCUUUGCCUCAACGUUUCUCUCAUACACGCCCUACCGUAAUUACGCCUGGUUCUUCUUAUGCUGCGCCGAUCGAUCUUUCUUCACCACCGGGUGCUCACUCUUCGAGCAUGAAUGGUCUACGUCGUGCUUCAUGGUCACGAACCCAGGAUAACUACGUGGAAUAUGUUCGCCCGCGGUGGCAGCCUGAUGCUGAGGUGACCAACUGCCCAAUUUGCGGGGCCGCAUUCAGUUUCUGGUACAGAAAGCAUCACUGCCGGAAGUGUGGCCGGGUUGUUUGCGCGUCAUGCUCACCCCAUCGGAUCACUAUUCCGCGACAGUUCAUCGUGCGCGAUCCCGCCCGCUCGCCCGCUGGAUUGCUAGUUCCUCCUCGUGCGGCUUCAGCCAUUCAGUCGGGAGAAGAUGAUCCAGCUCACUCGCCAACAACAUUAAACCCAGCGCUAGGCGGCGGGGAAGAAGUCAGACUUUGCAACCCGUGCGUGCCAGAUCCGAAUCCGGAGCCCCCUCCAGGGUUCACAACGGUUCAAAGUCCGGGAAGAGCAGAUAUUAGUGCAGCAGCAGGCUGGGGGGAAGCGUCCUCUUAUCUUGCGCCACCCAGUUCGCGGCAUCGGCGGGGGCAGACAGUUGGCGCGACCGAAUAUUCAGCUCUAGGGGCAUUUGGAGGAUCGCUUGCCCCGCGAGUUGCUCGCAUGAACUACGCCGCUUUGGCAAGCCCUCGUUUCACGUCUGGAUCGGUGGGCUCCUCCGCACGACCUCUACCUUAUCCAGCUGCUGGCAGCGCCAGCUCGUUGCCCGCCAUCCCUCAUGCUCAUCGUUCGCUGCAUAUGCGCCCUCCCCAUGUUCGUGAACAGGAUCUGUGUCCAGUCUGUGAACGUGAGCUUCCACUUCUCGGAUCAAAUGGUGGUGACGAUGCGCGGGAAGCACACAUUCGGGAUUGCAUUGAGAACCAUGGUAGGCCCGGGCGCUCAAGUCCUCAAAGCGGUAGCCCCGUCCAGUCCCAUUUCGCAGUCAGGCUAGUUACAUUCAAAGCCACCGAGAAGGACUGCAUCGGGCAUGAUGGUGGGCUGCAGGAGUGCACGAUUUGUAUGGAAGAGUACGAAGUGGGACAACCGCUUGUGCGGCUGGAGUGCUUGUGCAAGUUUCACAAGCGAUGUAUAGUGGAGUGGUUUGAGCGUAAGAAGGAAUGCCCAGUGCAUAAGGUGUCUUGAAACAUGGGCUCGAUUCUGGAAUUCACUCAUGCUUUUGGGUGAACAGGGUCCAUCGCGGCUGGGUUUCCGCAGUUUAUAUACCAUCCUUCAAUCAUGCUCUCUGCUCUUGACUAGAAGGGGUUUUGGGGGCGGAUUGAUCGCUUUUGUAUCGUUUCAGCCGGCGUUCCUUGCUACAAUGUUGCAAUUUUGCUGAUCGAUUGCCACCCAACAGAUGAUUCUGUGCGGCUUCGAUCAGCCGCUGUAGUGGUUUUGUACUCUUUUGCAACCUAGAUCAGAAUAUACUCCUUGUGUGUGAGUGGAU
This is a messenger RNA of Aspergillus saccharolyticus JOP 1030-1, 1816 nucleotides long. Its product is annotated as phosphatidylinositol-3-phosphate-binding ubiquitin-protein ligase. The coding region runs from base 1 to 1515 and encodes 504 amino acids. Gene Ontology annotation, molecular function: metal ion binding. Lineage: Eukaryota; Fungi; Ascomycota; Eurotiomycetes; Eurotiales; Aspergillaceae. The record is from RefSeq and is a predicted model, not a curated record. The transcript is spliced from 2 exons.